Messenger RNA from Jatropha curcas, 614 nucleotides. NCBI's taxonomy places the organism in Eukaryota, Viridiplantae, Streptophyta, Magnoliopsida, Malpighiales, Euphorbiaceae. The record is from RefSeq and is a predicted model, not a curated record.
UAACUCAGGAUUUCCUGUUUACAACUGUCUUCCAUUGCCCUUCUCUCAGUUAAGCUUUUUAUUAGUUUUAGCCAUCUGGGUGUUCCUUAAAAAUGGCAACAAUUAUCGGAAAUGAUCACCAGAAUGGUUCUUUAGAGGGUCUGUGUAUAACUCGUGAUCCACUGAGUUGGGGAGUGGCUGCUGAGUCAAUGAAAGGUAGCCAUUUAGAUGAAGUGAAGAAGAUGGUGAGUGAAUAUAGGAAACCUUUGGUCAAGUUAGGUGGCGAGACCUUGACUGUAGCUCAGGUGGCUGCUAUUGCCAGUCAUGAUGCCGAUGUUAAGGUGGAGCUUGCUGAGUCAGCCCGAGCCGGUGUUAAAGCUAGCAGUGACUGGGUUAUGGAUAGUAUGAAUAAAGGAACUGAUAGUUAUGGUGUUACUACUGGUUUUGGAGCUACUUCCCAUAGAAGAACCAAACAAGGUGCUGCUCUGCAAAGGGAGCUUAUUAGAUUCUUGAAUGCUGGGAUUUUUGGCAAUGGAACAGAAACAUGUCACACAUUACCUCACUCUGCAACAAGAGCAGCAAUGCUAGUGAGAAUAUAUACUCUUCUUCAAGGUUACUCAGGCAUUAGAUUUUGA